UCUUUCUCCUCGAGAACGUAGGCCACUAAUUUACUCAAUGUAACACCAAUGAUUAGACCGGUUCCAACACUGGAAAUAACAUUCACGUAACCGAAAGGUGUCCCUUUCGGUUCCGGAAGAAUGGCACCCGACGGUGUCGUUAUCCUCGACUGAAAAUGCAAUCUGCUUUCGGUCUCGAUUCUCUUGUAAGUACCGAUGUUACGAAAUAUAAAGGAUGCGCGUUGCAACAUUAUUCCGUUUGGAAAUUCUCACUGGUAUGAUGAAUGCUAGAAAUAGUUGCUACAUAUACAUGGUGUAAUAAAAUAUACAUGCAUACAAAUACGUAUUUUCUAACUACGUACGCUCGGAAAUAUAUUUAUGAACCGCUCGGCUGCAACCAAGAAUACAGAAGUUCCGGACAAUAUCGGUAAAACGAAAUUAGGUUAAUCUCUCGUUCAUUGCCUGCUGGUAUCUGACUUAAGAAAUUCCAUGGUAUUCAACGGUACAAAUUAUUUUAUAUGAAUAUACUUCAUUUACCUUAUAUCUGGAUUCGAUAAUAUUCGAGAGUAUCCAUUACAACUUCUUUGACGGAGAAUACAUCACAGAAACUGCCGGAAACCCAACUGGCCCACUUCUGUCAGAUUUACGGGAAUAUAGGAAUUGCUGGUUUUAGUUCGUAAUACGCAUGCGGAGGGUCACGAAAUUCGUCUACGUGUUUCUUAAAACCACAAAGUAUAUGAGAACGAGUACGAAAACAACAAAGGACAAUGUUGUACAUAAUUGGAUUGGGACUUGGCGAUGUAAAGGACGUAACUGUCAAGGGACUUGAGAUCAUACGAAAAUGCGAUCGCGUUUAUUUAGAGUCCUAUACAUCAAUUUUGUCCACCGGACUGGAAGAACUAGAAAAAUUUUAUGGAUGUUCGGUAUUAGAGGCAGAUAGAGAAUUGGUCGAGAGUAAUUCUGAUGAGAUACUACCGAGAGAUGAGGAGGAAAAUGUGGCAUUUCUGGUAGUUGGUGACCCAUUUGGAGCUACAACUCACACUGAUCUGGUACUGCGAGCUCAAAUGAAAGGUCUAAAGUUCCAGAUUGUUCACAAUGCAUCCAUAUUAACUGCAAUAGGUUGUUGUGGUCUUCAGUUGUAUCGUUUUGGAGAAACCGUUUCUAUUCCAUACUGGAGUGAUAAUUCACAACCAGAUAGUUUCUAUGACAAGAUUGUCUCCAAUUUGCAAAGGAAUCUACAUACACUUUGCUUGUUAGAUAUCAAAGUGAAAGAACCUACUUUGGAAAGUUUAACAAAGAAGAAGAAGGUAUACAUGCCAACCAAAUUUAUGACCGUAUCUGAAGCUGUUGAUCAGCUAAUGCAGAUAAUUAGGAAAAAAGAAGAAGAGAAAACAGAAGAAGAACCAGUACUCAAAGAAUCCAGUCUGGUGGUAGGUCUGUCCCGUGUAGGCUGGGACGAUCAAAGUCUCGUCGCUUGUUCCCUUGGAGAAAUGUCUUCGGUGAAUCUUGGACCACCGCUUCAUUGUUUAAUCAUUACCGCGCCUGAAUUGCAUGCUCUCGAGGAUGACUUUCUUAAUGGCUACAGACUACAGGGUAAUAAAAAUGGUACGAUGUAUGAAAUAAACACAUGAAUUAAAAAAUGAAUA
Molecule: messenger RNA, 1625 nt
Organism: Nomia melanderi (Alkali bee)
Lineage: Eukaryota; Metazoa; Arthropoda; Insecta; Hymenoptera; Halictidae
Gene: Dph5
Product: diphthine methyl ester synthase
Biological process (GO): protein histidyl modification to diphthamide
Molecular function (GO): diphthine synthase activity
Source: RefSeq, a predicted model, not a curated record